This is a messenger RNA of Eucalyptus grandis, 1210 nucleotides long. Its product is annotated as agamous-like MADS-box protein AGL80. Gene Ontology annotation, molecular function: protein dimerization activity; RNA polymerase II cis-regulatory region sequence-specific DNA binding; DNA-binding transcription factor activity, RNA polymerase II-specific. The record is from RefSeq and is a predicted model, not a curated record. Bases 45 to 758 code for a protein of 237 amino acids. The transcript has a single exon. NCBI's taxonomy places the organism in Eukaryota, Viridiplantae, Streptophyta, Magnoliopsida, Myrtales, Myrtaceae. Gene Ontology annotation, biological process: positive regulation of transcription by RNA polymerase II.
AUCGUCCAACAUUUUCCUUCCGGAGCGCCCCAAUUCCCUUAGCCAUGACUAGAAAGAAAGCCGCUCUGGCGUACAUCGCCAACGACGCCGCGAGGAAAGCCACUUUCAAGAAGAGGAAGAAUGGCCUGAUGAAGAAGGUGAGUGAGCUGAGCACGCUGUGUGGGAUCGAGGCGUGCACCAUCGUCUACAGCCCGUACCAGGCCGAGCCAGAGGUGUGGCCAUCCAUGCUGGGAGCACGCCGGGCCAUCGCAAGGUUCAAGAACAUGUCGGAGAUGGACCAGAGCAGGCGGAUGGUGAACCAACAAGAGUUCAUCCGGCAGAGGAUCGUGAAGGCCGAGGAGCAGCUGAAGAAGCAGCUGCGCGAGAACCGCGAGAGGGAGAUCGUGCAGGUGAUGUACCGGGCCCUCGUCGGGGAGGGGCUCCAGGGCCUGACCAUCGUGGAUUUGAACGACCUGGGGUGGAUGCUGGACAAGACCGGGGAGGAGAUCGAGGAGAGGAUCAAGAAGCUGAAGAAGUCCGCGCCAAGCUCAGAGCAGGCAGCGUCGGCGGAGCCGCAGGCAGAUAAGGCGGCUCCAGAGAACCAUGCUGCCUUAAAUGAUUUCGUGGCCGUGGAGGCCGUGGAGAACCAGCCUUGGUACAUGGACUUGCUGAAGCCGCGCAACGAGGGCGACGCCGUAAAUCUCGACAGGAUUGACCCGAUGCCGUCGUACCCAUACGGAAACCCUACUCCUUCAUGGUCCGACUUCUACUUCCCAUGAAGGAAUUUGGGAGUGUUUAAUUUUCUCGGUAAACAUGAAUAAAAUGAAAAUUAGGAGUGUCUGAGAAACGGCAACGAGUACGGGAGCUACAUGAAUAGUGAUCAGAGAGCUGCUGGGCCCGUUGGAGCAGGCAAUGCUACUACCUAUCAAGUCAAAAUCGCUUCUCCAUCCCAAGCAUCAUCUGCUCCUCCAUCCAACAAGUUGUUGUAGAAUCCCAGAGAAUUUCAUCCGCUGUGGGAUAGAACUAGAGUGAUUCUGACAUUUCCUUUUCUUUCCUUUUCUUUUAAUUCCGAGUUUCUUUGUAUUUGUAAUGUCGCUCGUCCUAUGUAAGAAUUUAUUUCAUCCAGUUGGUGUGGUAACCGGAGCGAAAUCACAAUACACGUGUUUGCCUCCGUGUUAUGUCAUCUAUAUAAUGUGUAAUAAACUUUGCUUAAACAUGGAUCUUUUGUGUA